Mesorhabditis spiculigera is the source of this 717-nucleotide messenger RNA. Lineage: Eukaryota; Metazoa; Nematoda; Chromadorea; Rhabditida; Rhabditidae. The record is from the annotation of a GenBank genome assembly.
AUGCCAGCUCCGAGUGCACCUCCAGCCUACGGGGAUAUUGAUACCGCUUCCACGACCGAACCGCCAGCCCAGAAUCCCGUAAACCCGGAAGCCGAAAACCACGAUUCCAACGAAAUUUUUGAAAACGAGACAUCCGCCCCGCAUCUGCCCGGGUUCCCAAAGAAAAACCCGAACCCCCAGCCGCCACCCUAUCAGCCCGCCAUCAACCAGCUCGAUGAAACGAAUGCAGCGUCAUCGCGGACUAAUGUUAAUGAACCAGUAUGGCAUACAGUCACGAUGCCAAUUGAACAUGAAUGGAUUGACUCUCGGCGGUCGGGGUGCAGACAUGAUCGGCAUCGCGAAGCGGGCACCGCCGCUAUCGUUGCCGGGUCGAUCGUGAACGACUUGUUUUCAUCAAACCACAAUCGUCACAACCACCACCAUCAUCAUCACCAUCACCUCAGCAGUCAUCACCAUCACGAUCACCAUUCCAGCAGCAACUCCGAUGAUAGCGCUGCCGUCGGAAUCGCGGCCAUCGCAUGCAUUGUUUGCAACGUGUUUGGGUGUCUUAUCACAGGUGUCUACCUCCUCGCCAAGUCCUGUAAGCACCCGGGUCACUUCCGUAUCGGCUACUUCUUGGCCGGCAUAAUGUGCCUAAUCGUUCUACCAGCCGUCACGAUCACAAGUGUAAUCAUUUUCCUGCAGCACAACCCCAACUUGUUCAGUCAAAACGACAAA